AUGAAGCUGUUGGAGAACUCCAGUUUUGAAGCCAUAAACUCCCAGCUGACAGUGGAGACGGGCGACGCUCACAUCAUUGGCAGGAUCGAGAGCUACUCAUGCAAGAUGGCUGGUGAUGACAAGCACAUGUUCAAGCAGUUCUGCCAGGAGGGGCAGCCACACGUCCUGGAGGCCCUGUCACCUCCUCAGACCACAGGGAUCAGCCCCAGCAGGCUCAGCAAAAGCCAGAGUGGUGACGAGGAGGGACCCCUGAGUGACAAGUGCAGCCGCAAGACCCUCUUCUACCUGAUUGCCACGCUCAAUGAGUCCUUCCGCCCAGACUACGACUUCAGCGCUGCCAAGAGCCACGAGUUCAGCCGGGAACCCAGCCUCAACUGGGUGGUGAACGCUGUCAACUGCAGCCUCUUUUCUGCUGUCCGGGAAGAUUUCAAUGCCCUGAAGCCACACCUGUGGGAUGCUGUGGACGAGGAGAUCUGUCUGUCCGAGUGUGACAUCUACAGCUACAACCCCGACCUGGACUCAGACCCCUUUGGCGAGGAUGGCAGCCUCUGGUCCUUCAACUACUUCUUCUACAACAAGAGGCUGAAGCGAAUCGUCUUUUUUACCUGUCGCUCCAUCAGUGGGUACACGUACACGCGCUCGGAGCCGGGCACCGAGCUGGACAUGGAUCUCGGUGAGGGAGACAUGGAGGAGAACAGGGAUGCUGGCGACACCGAGAGCGGCAGCAUCGAGGAGGACAGGUUGCAAGUUAUUUGCAUGUGA
Chaetura pelagica (chimney swift) is the source of this 762-nucleotide messenger RNA. It is a transcript of the gene MAF1, whose product is annotated as MAF1 homolog (S. cerevisiae). Gene Ontology annotation, molecular function: RNA polymerase III core binding. Bases 1 to 762 code for a protein of 253 amino acids. The record is from RefSeq and is a predicted model, not a curated record. NCBI's taxonomy places the organism in Eukaryota, Metazoa, Chordata, Aves, Apodiformes, Apodidae. The transcript has 7 exons. Gene Ontology annotation, biological process: negative regulation of transcription by RNA polymerase III. Gene Ontology annotation, cellular component: nucleus.